Colletotrichum scovillei is the source of this 930-nucleotide messenger RNA. RefSeq lists its product as uncharacterized. Bases 1 to 930 code for a protein of 309 amino acids. The record is from RefSeq and is a predicted model, not a curated record. NCBI's taxonomy places the organism in Eukaryota, Fungi, Ascomycota, Sordariomycetes, Glomerellales, Glomerellaceae. The transcript is spliced from 4 exons.
AUGGCCCCGAAAUCACCGACUCCGUCCAUUUCGCAUCUCAUCUCGUCUUAUCCGAUCUUGUCCAUCCUCGCGGAAUAUGUUUCAGCCUUGGACCUUCUUCACAUAGCUCAGACGAACCGUAACCACCACGCCCACAUCCUUGGUUCCCGUACAAUAUUCCAGAAGCUGAAAAGCCUCUGUCUCUGCGAUGGCCGCGGCUUAGUGCAACGCCAAAACUUUAGCGGACGCUACUGUCCCAACUACUGGACUCUUCUCUGCGGCCUCCCUCCCAUGGUUGUCGGGGACGAGGAAAUCGAAGUCAAGCUGUACAACAUCAAAUGCGACGAGGCUGGAGCUCUGCCCUGCCGGAGAUGUGGAAUCAACGUCUGUGAGGAGUGCAGGUACUAUGAUCGGCUUCUGUCCGUGGAGGAAAGCUAUGUCGAGCCGCGCUACAACUGGCGCCCUCUCAACAUCAUGUGUCUUUGCCGCGAUUGUGACUUCCAGCUCGAAGAUGAUAAUCGGAAGCUACAACUCAGCGACACAUGCGAUUGCAAUCUAUACGCGCAGAGAAAAGAGACCACAGCGUAUUACGACACGCGAACUCAGGAAGCGUCGGGCCAGAACAAUGUGCUCAACCAACCAGAGGAAUGGGGUCCCGAUGAAGCCUCGGAGACCAAGCAACUCGAGAUAUAUGGCAAAUGGCGCAAUUUCUAUUGCCCUUGCGGUGCUGGCGUUGCGCAAGAGACCGUCCCAAGAUGCACUUGGUGCAAGCGCCGUGUCAAGAGCCAGGACGAAUGGUUAGAUGAAAGAAACCAGCUUGCCCGACUUGAUAAACCGGGAGGUUCGUUCUAUAACCCGGACCACCCACCCUUCGUCAUGGAUACCAGCUAUAACUAUCCUACUCCAUAUCCGAGGCUGGGGUACAUUCGGCCUGGGGACGACGUCUCGUGA